Parnassius apollo (apollo) is the source of this 9723-nucleotide messenger RNA. The record is from the annotation of a GenBank genome assembly. NCBI's taxonomy places the organism in Eukaryota, Metazoa, Arthropoda, Insecta, Lepidoptera, Papilionidae.
AUGCGCAUUGAGCAGGUCGCAUGUAACGUGCAACCGGUGGGCGGCGGGCGCACAAUGAGACAAAUGGCGGUGGAGAGCCGCGCGAGCGAAGCGCAGGAGGGGAAUGAGAGGGGGGAGAGUCAAGAGCAACAGGACAGCGUGGAGCCUGCGCCGACAGAAGUGCGCGUGCUCACGCUCGACCACGGCGAGCAUCAGGACGCUACCAUCUACCGAUUCGAGAAAGGCUGCUACAUUCAUUUUUCUCCAGGUCCGAGCCUACUCGGGCGGAAGGUGUUCUUGUAUACCAAUUACGUCGCUACCGACACCCAGGAUGAGAAGUGCGAAGGAACGGAUUUCAUACGCAACCAGUACUACGGGCUGGAGUGGCGGCGCGGCGGGGACGACGAGGGAGAGACGGGGGUGGGCGAGGGGGCGGGCGGUGAGCUGCUGGGCAGCGGCCUGCUGAUCACCGACACCGACGUGUACUGCGCGCUGCGCCUGGCGCGCGCUGGCAGCUUCCACUACUACUUCGUGUACGACAGCGCCGAGUCACAUCUGGGUCCGCAGGGCUCGGGUUGGUUCCAUGUGAUCCCGACACUACGAGCGGGCGAACGCGUGCUGACGCCGGACGCGAUCAUGUGCCAAACCGUGCUGGCCAAGUGCCUGGGGCCGCUGUCGCGCUGGGAGCGUGCGCUGCGUCCCGCCCGCGAGGCGCGCUACAACAUGCUGCACUUCACGCCCGUGCAGACCGUGCUGGCCAAGUGCCUGGGGCCGCUGUCGCGCUGGGAGCGUGCGCUGCGUCCCGCUCGCGAGGCGCGCUACAACAUGCUGCACUUCACGCCCGUGCAGGUACGCUACACUCACCUGGUACACUCUGUGCCAGACCGUGCUGGCCAAGUGCCUGGGGCCGCUGUCGCGCUGGGAGCGUGCGCUGCGUCCCGCUUGCGAGACGCGCUACAACAUGCUGCACUUCACGCCCGUGCAGGUACGCUACACUCACCUGGUACACUCUGUGCCAGACCGUGCUGGCCAAGUGCCUGGGGCCGCUGUCGCGCUGGGAGCGUGCGCUGCGUCCCGCCCGCGAGGCGCGCUACAACAUGCUGCACUUCACGCCCGUGCAGGUACGCUACACUCACCUGGUACACUCUGUGCCAGACCGUGCUGGCCAAGUGCCUGGGGCCGCUGUCGCGCUGGGAGCGUGCGCUGCGUCCCGCUCGCGAGGCGCGCUACAACAUGCUGCACUUCACGCCCGUGCAGGUACGCUACACUCACCUGGUACACUCGUGCCAGACCGUGCUGGCCAAGUGCCUGGGGCCGCUGUCGCGCUGGGAGCGUGCGCUGCGUCCCGCUCGCGAGGCGCGCUACAACAUGCUGCACUUCACGCCCGUGCAGGUACGCUACACUCACCUGGUACACUCUGUGCCAGACCGUGCUGGCCAAGUGCCUGGGGCCGCUGUCGCGCUGGGAGCGUGCGCUGCGUCCCGCCCGCGAGGCGCGCUACAACAUGCUGCACUUCACGCCCGUGCAGGUACGCUACACUCACCUGGUACACUCUGUGCCAGACCGUGCAGGCCAUGUGUCUGGGGCCGCUGUCGCGCUGGGAGCGUGCGCUGCGUCCCGCCCGCGAGGCGCGCUACAACAUGCUGCACUUCACGCCCGUGCAGGUACGCUACACUCACCUGGUACACUCUGUGCCAGACCAUGCUGGCCAAGUGCCUGGGGCCGCUGUCGCGCUGGGAGCGUGCGCUGCGUCCCGCCCGCGAGGCGCGGUACAACUCGCUGCACUUCACGCCCGUGCAGGUACGCUACACUCACCUGGUACACUCUGUGCCAGACCGUUCUGGCCAAGUGCCUGGGGCCGCUGUCGCGCUGGCAGCGUGCGCUGCGUCCCGCCCGCGAGGCGCGCUACAACUUGCUGCACUUCACGCCCAUGCAGGUACGCUACACUCACCUGGUACACUUUGUGCCAGACCGUGCUGGCCAAGUGCCUGGGGCCGCUGUCGCGCUGGGAGCGUGCGCUGGGUCCCGCCCGCGAGGCGCGCUACAACAUGCUGCACUUCACGCCCGUGCAGGUACGCUAAACUCACCUGGUACACUCUGUGCCAGACUGUGCUGGCCAAGUGCCUGGGGCCGCUGUCGCGCUGGGAGCGUGCGCUGCGUUCCGCCCGCGAGGCGCGCUACAACAUGCUGCACUACACGCCCGUGCAGGUACGCUACACUCACCUGGUACACUCUGUGCCAGACCGUGCAGGCCAAGUGCCUGGGGCCGCUGUCGCGCUGGGAGCGUGCGCUGCGUCCCGCCCGCGAGGCGCGCUACAACUUGCUGCACUUCACGCCCGUGCAGGUACGCUAAACUCACCUGGUACACUCUGUGCCAGACCGUGCUGGCCAAGUGCCUGGGGCCGCUGUCGCGCUGGGAGCGUGCGCUGCGUUCCGCCCGCGAGGCGCGCUACAACAUGCUGCACUACACGCCCGUGCAGGUACGCUACACUCACCUGGUACACUCUGUGCCAGACCAUGCUGGCCAAGUGCCUGGGGCCGCUGUCGCGCUGGGAGCGUGCGCUGCGUCCCGCCCGCGAGGCGCGCUACAACUUGCUGAACUUCACGCCCGUGCAGGUACGCUACACUCACCGGGUACACUCUGUGCCAGACCGUGCUGGCCAAGUGCCUGGGGCCGCUGUCGCGCUGGGAGCGUGCGCUGCGUCCCGCCCGCGAGGCGUGCUACAACAAGCUGCACUUCACGCCCGUGCAGGUACGCUACACUCACCUGGUACACUGUGCCAGACCGUGCUGGCCAAGUGCCUGGGGCCGCUGUCGCGCUGGGAGCGUGCGCUGCGUCCCGCUCGCGAGGCGCGCUACAACAUGCUGCACUUCACGCCCGUGCAGGUACGCUACACUCACCUGGUACACUGUGCCAGACCGUGCUGGCCAAGUGCCUGGGGCCGCUGUCGCGCUGGGAGCGUGCGCUGCGUCCCGCUCGCGAGGCGCGCUACAACAUGCUGCACUUCACGCCCGUGCAGGUACGCUACACUCACCUGGUACACUGUGCCAGACCGUGCUGGCCAAGUGCCUGGGGCCGCUGUCGCGCUGGGAGCGUGCGCUGCGUCCCGCUCGCGAGGCGCGCUACAACAUGCUGCACUUCACGCCCGUGCAGGUACGCUACACUCACCUGGUACACUCUGUGCCAGACCGUGCUGGCCAAGUGCCUGGGGCCGCUGUCGCGCUGGGAGCGUGCGCUGCGUCCCGCCCGCGAGGCGCGCUACAACUUGCUGCACUUCACGCCCGUGCAGGUACGCUACACUCACCUGGUACACUCUGUGCCAGACCGUUCUGGCCAAGUGCCUGGGGCCGCUGUCGCGCUGGCAGCGUGCGCUGCGUUCCGCCCGCGAGGCGCGCUACAACAUGCUGCACUUCACGCCCGUGCAGGAGCUGGGCGCAUCCAACUCAAGCUACAGUAUCGCGAACCAACUACGCCUGAACCCACGCUUCAGUGAUGACGAAUCGCGUGAAGCCACAUUCGCGGACGUCGAGAACUUCGUGGCCAAAAUACGGAACGAAUGGAACAUGGUGUCAAUCUGCGACGUGGUGCUGAAUCACACGGCCAACGAGACGGCGUGGCUGGCGACGGCGCCCGAGGCCACGUACAACUGCCUCAACUGCCCGCACCUGCGCCCCGCCGCGCUGCUCGACGUCGUGCUGGCGCGCCUCACCGCCGACCUGGCGUCGCGCCGUCUCACGCAGCCCGACCAGCUCGAGGGCGUGAUCCACAUCCUGGAGACACAGCGGCUGGCGGAGGCACGACUGCACGAGCUGUUCAUGUGCGACGUGGAUGCGCUGUUGGAACAGUUCCAGAGCCUGGCUCGUAACAAAGUGCCGGCGAUGCGCGGGGAGGGUGCCGGUGGUGCGGGGGAGGGCGAGGGGGAGGACGCGCUGCAGUUACAGCCCGAUCCACUGUACCGGCGCCUACGCGCCACCAUAGACAUGGACCUCGCGCUGCGUCUCUACAACGUCUACAGGCCGGAGUGCGGCGACGAGGAGGCGCGGCUGCGUGCGUGCGGCGCGGCGCUCGAGCGGCGCCUGGCGCGCCUCAACGCAGUGGCGGCCGACGAGCUGCGCGCGCACCUGCGCGCCGCCGCACUCAACUGCCUUGCUGCCAUGAGGUACUAUCGCUUGCAGCCGGAUGGACCCAAAAUCGAGGAAGUUAGCGAGAAAAACCCGCUGGUGCCUAGGAUCACAAAGGAGAAUCCAGGUCUCGUCCACUGUUACAAAACAAUGGAGAAUCCAGGUCUCGUCCACUGUUACAACACAAUGGAGAAUCCAGGUCUCGUCCACUGUUACAAAACAAUGGAGAAUCCAGGUCUCGUCCACUGUUACAAAACAAUGGAGAAUCCAGGUCUCGUCCACUGUUACAAAACAAUGGAGAAUCCAGGUCUCGUCCACUGUUACAAAACAAUGGAGAAUCCAGGUCUCGUCCACUGUUACAAAACAAUGGAGAAUCCAGGUCUCGUCCACUGUUACAAAACAAUGGAGAAUCCAGGUCUCGUCCACUGUUACAAAACAAUGGAGAAUCCAGGUCUCGUCCACUGUUACAAAACAAUGGAGAAUCCAGGUCUCGUCCACUGUUACAAAACAAUGGAGAAUCCAGGUCUCGUCCACUGUUACAAAACAAUGGAGAAUCCAGGUCUCGUCCACUGUUACAAAACAAUGGAGAAUCCAGGUCUCGUCCACUGUUACAAAACAAUGGAGAAUCCAGGUCUCGUCCACUGUUACAAAACAAUGGAGAAUCCAGGUCUCGUCCACUGUUACAAAACAAUGGAGAAUCCAGGUCUCGUCCACUGUUACAAAACAAUGGAGAAUCCAGGUCUCGUCCACUGUUACAAAACAAUGGAGAAUCCAGGUCUCGUCCACUGUUACAAAACAAUGGAGAAUCCAGGUCUCGUCCACUGUUACAAAACAAUGGAGAAUCCAGGUCUCGUCCACUGUUACAAAACAAUGGAGAAUCCAGGUCUCGUCCACUGUUACAAAACAAUGGAGAAUCCAGGUCUCGUCCACUGUUACAAAACAAUGGAGAAUCCAGGUCUCGUCCACUGUUACAAAACAAUGGAGAAUCCAGGUCUCGUCCACUGUUACAAAACAAUGGAGAAUCCAGGUCUCGUCCACUGUUACAAAACAAUGGAGAAUCCAGGUCUCGUCCACUGUUACAAAACAAUGGAGAAUCCAGGUCUCGUCCACUGUUACAAAACAAUGGAGAAUCCAGGUCUCGUCCACUGUUACAAAACAAUGGAGAAUCCAGGUCUCGUCCACUGUUACAAAACAAUGGAGAAUCCAGGUCUCGUCCACUGUUACAAAACAAUGGAGAAUCCAGGUCUCGUCCACUGUUACAAAACAAUGGAGAAUCCAGGUCUCGUCCACUGUUACAAAACAAUGGAGAAUCCAGGUGUCGUCCACUGUUACAAAACAAUGGAGAAUCCAGGUGUCGUCCACUGUUACAAAACAAUGGAGAAUCCAGGUGUCGUCCACUGUUACAAAACAAUGGAGAAUCCAGGUCUCGUCCACUGUUACAAAACAAUGGAGAAUCCAGGUGUCGUCCACUGUUACAAAACAAUGGAGAAUCCAGGUGUCGUCCACUGUUACAAAACAAUGGAGAAUCCAGGUCUCGUCCACUGUUACAAAACAAUGGAGAAUCCAGGUGUCGUCCACUGUUACAAAACAAUGGAGAAUCCAGGUGUCGUCCACUGUUACAAAACGAUGGAGAAUCCAGGUCUCGUCCACUGUUACAAAACAAUGGAGAAUCCAGGUGUCGUCCACUGUUACAAAACAAUGGAGAAUCCAGGUCUCGUCCACUGUUACAAAACAAUGGAGAAUCCAGGUCUCGUCCACUGUUACAAAACAAUGGAGAAUCCAGGUCUCGUCCACUGUUACAAAACAAUGGAGAAUCCAGGUCUCGUCCACUGUUACAAAACAAUGGAGAAUCCAGGUGUCGUCCACUGUUACAAAACAAUGGAGAAUCCAGGUCUCGUCCACUGUUACAAAACAAUGGAGAAUCCAGGUCUCGUCCACUGUUACAAAACAAUGGAGAAUCCAGGUGUCGUCCACUGUUACAAAACAAUGGAGAAUCCAGGUGUCGUCCACUGUUACAAAACAAUGGAGAAUCCAGGUCUCGUCCACUGUUACAAAACAAUGGAGAAUCCAGGUCUCGUCCACUGUUACAAAACAAUGGAGAAUCCAGGUCUCGUCCACUGUUACAAAACAAUGGAGAAUCCAGGUCUCGUCCACUGUUACAAAACAAUGGAGAAUCCAGGUCUCGUCCACUGUUACAAAACAAUGGAGAAUCCAGGUCUCGUCCACUGUUACAAAACAAUGGAGAAUCCAGGUCUCGUCCACUGUUACAAAACAAUGGAGAAUCCAGGUCUCGUCCACUGUUACAAAACAAUGGAGAAUCCAGGUCUCGUCCACUGUAACAAAACAAUGGAGAAUCCAGGUCUCGUCCACUGUUACAAAACAAUGGAGAAUCCAGUGGGUUCGCUGGCGGAGAUGGAGGCGCUCAUCUACUCGGACGAGGGCCGGUUCGUGAUGGCGCACAAUGGCUGGGUGAUGGACGCCGACCCGCUGCAGGACUUCGCGGCGCGCGCCGCCGGCGGCCGCGUGUACCUGCGCCGUGAGCUCAUCGCCUGGGGCGACAGCGUCAAGCUCAGAUACGGCGAAAAACCGGAGGAUAGUCCGUUCCUGUGGGCGCACAUGCGCGAGUACGUGGAGCUGACGGCCGAAGUGUUCGAUGGCCUGCGCCUGGACAACUGCCACUCGACCCCGCUUCACGUAGCGGAGUAUAUGCUGGACUGUGCAAGAAAUGUGAAGCCCGACUUGUAUGUAGUGGCCGAGUUGUUCACGAACUCAGACCAUGUGGAUAAUAUAUUUGUGAAUAGACUCGGUAUAACGUCACUUAUCCGAGAGGCGCAGAGUGCGUGGGACGCUCAUGAGCAGGGGCGGCUGCUGCACCGCUUCGGCGGGCGCGCCGUCGGCUCGUUUGCGCUCGCGCCACGUCGCGCCGCGUCACCCCGCGUGGCGCACGCCAUGCUGCUCGACCUCACGCACGACAACCCCUCGCCGCUCGACAAGCGGUGCGUGUUUGACAUGUUGCCGACGGCGGCGCUGGUAGCCAUGGCUUGCUGCGCUACGGGAAGCACACGCGGCUACGAUGAGCUGGUGCCGCACCACAUCCACGUGGUGGAUGAGUCGCGGCUGUACUGCGAGUGGGCAGAGGGCGGGGAGGGGCAGGGGGAGGGGCGGGUGGGGGCCGGCAGCGGGCUGCUGGCGGCGCGCCGCGCGCUCAACGAGCUGCACUACCAGCUCGCCAUCGACGGCUACAGCGAGGUGUAUGUCGAUCAGAUGGAUGCGGACGUCAUAGCUGUAACUAGACAUGAUCCUCGUUCUAGAAAGUCAGUAAUUUUAGUCGCAUUCACGGCGUUUAGCGCGCCCGAUCCCUCUUUUGGCGGCCGCUAUGUUAAACCAUUGCGUUUCGAAGGACAAUUGGACGAGAUCAUAUUCGAGGCGAACAUGCGCCAUGUUGAUUACAGAACGACCGGGCAGGCGUUGAAACCGCCGAGCGCAUUCACGAAGAACGCUCAGUACAUCAACGGACUGAGCGAGUACGAGGUGAGCGUGCAGCAGAGCGUGCCGCUGGCGCAGUCGAGCGUGUUCGCGGGCGCGCGGCGGGAGGGUGCGCACUGCGUGCUGGAGUUCCGCGCGCUGCGGCCCGGCGCCGUGGCGGCGCUGCGCGUGUCGCCGCGCGUGCAGCCGCGCCGCCUGGCGCCGCGCGCCGCCGCACUGGCCGCCGCGCUCCAGCCCGCGCUGGCCGACCUGGACCUGGCCGACUUCAAUGCGCUGCUGUACUGCUGCGACGCGGAGGAGCGCGAGCGCUGCGGCGGAGGCGUGUACGACGUGCCGGGCCACGGCCCGCUCGUAUAUGCCGGAUUGCAAGGCGUCGUAUCGCUGCUUACAGAGGUGGUGGCGCGGGAUGACCUCGGGCACCCGGUGUGCGACAACCUGCGCGCUGGCGACUGGCUGGUGGAGUACCAGUGGCGGCGGCUGGAGGCGGAGCCGCGGCUGGGCGGCGUGGCGGCCUGCUACCGGGUGGCGCUGGCGCCGCUGACCGAGCUGCCGCGCUUCCUGCUGCCCACGUACUUCGAGGCGGCCAUGCGCGCGCUGCACGCGGCCGUGGAGCGCGCGGCGGCGGCGCAGCUGGGCGACUGGGCGCGCGGCGCGGCGGGCGGCGGUCGCGUCGUCCGCGAGCUGGCGCUGACGAGCGUGCAGCUGACGGGCGCCGUGCGCUCGGCGCCGCUGCCGGGCGGCCGCGCGCGCGCUUCGCUGUCGGCCGGCCUGCCGCAUUUCGUCACCGGCUACAUGCGCUGCUGGGGACGCGACACCUUCAUCGCGCUGCGCGGCCUGUUCCUGCUCACCGGCCGCUACCAGGACGCACGAGCUCACAUCCUGGCGUACGCUGCCUGCUUACGACAUGGGCUUAUACCUAACUUGCUAGAUGGCGGUCACAAUGCUCGUUUCAAUUGUCGUGACGCGGUCUGGUGGUGGUUGCAAAGUAUAAAACAGUACUGCACCGAAGCGCCGCAGGGAUACGCGCUGCUGAGCGAGCCAGUGGCGCGCUUGUUCGCACGCGACGGCGAGCCCGCGCCCCGCACGCAGCCUCUGCACGAUGUCAUGCAGGAGGCUCUCGACACGCACUUUCAGGGCCUUGUGUUUCGCGAGCGUAACGCCGGGCGCGCGAUUGACGCGCACAUGACAGAUAAGGGAUUCAACGUGCAGAUUGGCAUUGACCCCGAGACCGGGUUCCCGUUCGGAGGCAACGACUACAACUGCGGCACGUGGAUGGACAAGAUGGGCUCGUCGGAGACGGCUGGCACGCGCGGGCGGCCGGCCACGCCGCGUGACGGCAGUGCCGUGGAGCUGGUGGCGCUCGCUUAUAGCGUGGCGGCCUGGCUGGCGGCGCAGCACCGCGCCGCGUGCUACCCGCACGCCGGCGUGGCUCGGCGCCACCGCGGCGGCGCGCUCACCGCCUGGACCUUCGCGCAGUGGGCCGAGCGCAUCCGCCGAAACUUCGAGCGCUUCUUCUGGGUACCGGCCGCGCCCAGCGCCGCCGACCUGCGCCCCGACCUCGUGCACCGUCGCGCCAUCUACAAGGACACGCAUGGCGCCACGCGCCCCUGGGCCGACUACCAGUUGCGCUGCAAUUUUCCUGUUGCCAUGGCCGUUGCGCCCGAACUCUUCGACCCGAAGCACGCCUGGCUCGCGCUUGAUAAUGUCGAGCGGCUUUUGCUAGGUCCGCUCGGCCUAAAGACGCUCGAUCCGGCCGACUGGGCAUACCGUGGUGACUACGAUAACUCUAACAACAGUGACGAUCCGAAUGUCGCCCACGGAUACAACUACCACCAGGGCCCCGAAUGGGUGUGGCCGCUCGGGUUCUAUCUGCGGGCGCGUCUCGCUUUCGCACAGGAGAACGGUGUGUACGCAAAGACGGUGGCCGCCUCGUACGCGGCAUUGGCGCCACUCGUGAGCGAGUUGCGUUCGUCGCCGUGGCGCGGCGUGCCCGAGCUGUGCAACGCGGGCGGCGCGUUCUGUCCGGACUCAUGCCGCUCGCAGGCCUGGAGCUCUGGCACGGCGCUAGAGGCGCUACACGAGUUGGAGAGAGCGCGACGCGCGCUGGGCCCCCCCGCACCGGCGCCGGCGGACUGA